AUGUCUUCUCUUCCAUACCCUAUCCGUUUGCCCGCUUUGGCCGAUGCUCAGCUCACCCGCGUGGGUCAAAAGUCGCCCGAAGACAUCGUGGUCGUUUCCGCUGUGCGCACGGCCAUGACCAAAGGUCGCAAAGGCGGUUUCAAGGAUACCUUGGCUGAUGAGUUAUUGGCCAACGUGCUCAAGGCCCUUCUUACCAAGACUGGCAUUGAUCCCGCUCUGGUUCAAGACAUUGUGGUUGGCAAUGUCGCUGCCAAGGCCGGUUUAGCCACGCCAGCUCGCAUGGCGGCCUUGUAUGCUGGUUUCCCUGAAAGUACAUCAGUGGCUACCUUGAAUCGUCAGUGCUCUUCCGGAUUGCAAGCAUGUGUUCAGAUUGCCACGGCUAUUCAAGCCGGCCUGAUUGAUAUUGGUAUCGGCGCUGGUGUUGAGUCCAUGACUCACGAUUACUUUAGCCGCGAAGUAAAGGUCAGCGAAAAGCUCGCAAGUACAUCGGCUGCAGCCAACGAUUGUAAACUGCCCAUGGGCUUGACAUCGGAGAAUGUUGCAACGGAAUACGGCAUCACUCGCGAGGAACAGGAUGCUUUUUCGGUAGAUUCUCAUAAAAAGGCCGCCGCUGCACAGGCCGCCGGGUGGUUCAAGGAAGAAAUUGUGCCUGUGGAGGCGACUAUUGUGGACAAGGACGGUAACAGCAAGACUAUCGUGGUCGAUCAGGAUGAAGGCAUUCGUGCCAAUUCGUCAUUGGAAGGUCUGGCCAAGCUGAAGCCAGUUUUCAAGAAAGACGGCAGCACCACCGCCGGCAAUGCUUCGCAGAUUUCAGAUGGUGCGGCCGCGGUGCUUUUGAUGAAACGCAAAACUGCCUUGGCACUCAAGUUGCCCAUACUUGGCAAGUAUGUCACAGCAUGCUCGGUGGGUGUGCCUCCUCACGUAAUGGGCAUCGGCCCAGCUUACGCUAUUCCUGUCGUUUUGGAGCGUGCCGGAUUAGGCAUCAAUGAUGUCGAUAUCUACGAGAUCAACGAAGCGUUUGCAUCUCAAGCCCUUUACACCGUCAAGGCCCUUGGCAUUCCUCACGAAAAAGUCAACCCCAAGGGUGGAGCCAUCGCCCUCGGCCAUCCCUUGGGUUGCACUGGCGCACGACAGGUCGCCACGCUGUUCCCCGAAUUGCAUAGAACCGACAAACGUAUCGGUAUUACCAGCAUGUGCGUGGGUACCGGUAUUGGUAUGGCCGCUAUUUGGGAACGCGAAUAA
This is a messenger RNA of Radiomyces spectabilis, 1242 nucleotides long. Its product is annotated as Thiolase, N-terminal domain-containing protein. Gene Ontology annotation, cellular component: peroxisome. NCBI's taxonomy places the organism in Eukaryota, Fungi, Mucoromycota, Mucoromycetes, Mucorales, Radiomycetaceae. The record is from RefSeq and is a predicted model, not a curated record. The transcript has 3 exons. Gene Ontology annotation, biological process: fatty acid beta-oxidation; phenylacetate catabolic process. Gene Ontology annotation, molecular function: acetyl-CoA C-acyltransferase activity. The coding region runs from base 1 to 1242 and encodes 413 amino acids.